AUGGUUCACGAAUACAAACUGUCGUACUUUCCUAUCCGAGGUUUGGCGGAGUCAAUUCGCCUGAUGCUGCAUGAUAACGAAGUGACAUUCGUUGACGAUCGUAUCAGCAAGGAAGACUGGCCGAAGUUUAAGCCAAAGAUGCAAUUUGGCCAAAUGCCGUGCCUUUAUGAUAAUGGAGUUCAGUACGUGCAGUCUGGGGCGAUCAUUCGUCACCUGGCUCGACAGAUAGGUAUGUACGGUUCAGAUGAACACGAAGCAACCAUGGCUGACAUGAUGUACGAAGGCGUUGGCGACAUCCGCAAUAAAUACGCAAAGCUAAUCUACACAGACUAUAGUGAAGAAAACAAAGCCAAGUUCAUCAGCGAGCUGAUUCCUCCAAAUCUUGAAAGUUUCGAGAAACUGCUGGGUGGCAAAAAGUUCGUCUGCGGCGACAAAGUUCUGUAUCAGUUUAAUUUUCUAUUUUGUGUAACGUUUGCUGAUUAUGCGCUGUUCGAAAUUCUUGAUUGUCUCGUCGUCCUGUCUUCGACUAUUCUGGAUAAAUAUCCUCACUUGAAGGCAUAUCACGCAGCAUUUGGUAACCGUCCUCAUUUGAAGGCGUACAUGAAUUCGGAUCUGCGCAAGAAUGCAAAAAUCAAUGGCAAUGGCAUACAGUAA
Soboliphyme baturini is the source of this 654-nucleotide messenger RNA. NCBI's taxonomy places the organism in Eukaryota, Metazoa, Nematoda, Enoplea, Dioctophymatida, Soboliphymatidae. The record is from the annotation of a GenBank genome assembly.